CAGUAGAUAAUUUACGUACGCUUUCAAGCACCAACAAUAUUGUGCAGUUCCAGAUUGAUCUGAGAAAUCCCCAUCGAAAUGACUACAACGGCUCCCCUGCUUCAUCCGGCGGGAGGCAGUGCCGCAAGUAACGAAUGUCGCAUGCUGCUGAAUGUGGCUCGGUACUACGAUGUUAUAUCCAAGCUAGUCAACAUUCUGGAUGAAUUGGUUCCCCCCGUUGUCGUCGCUGCCAGUCUCCAGGUGAUGCACAAGCCCGAAUCUCAGUCGAUCCUGAUUUACUAUGGUGAACCGGAUUGGGAAAGUAAACCGGAUCAUUUAGAAGUACAGAAAGUUGAACAAGACCUUGUGCCGGAACAACUUGUGCAUGAGGAAGUUGUGAGUGUAGGAGAAAUGAUAGAAGAAUUACCGGAAGAUGUCAUCAUUGAAGAACAAGGCGAGGAGGAUCUCAUCUACAUCGAAGAAGAGCAGCUGGAGUCGGGGAAUAUUGCGGAAGAAGGCGACGAAAUUCAUGUGGAGGAAAUCGAUUUUGUGAAAGAUGAAGAACAGUUGGUUGAGCUUGUUAGGAGUGAUCAAAUCGAGCUUGAUCCCAGUCAAAUGGGAGACGAAUCAGAUGCCUCAGAGUAUUACGUUGAAUAUUUACAGGAUGACAAUGAAAUCGAUCAGGGAGACGCGAGUCAAACGUCUGAAGCCACCGAUGCAGAAUGCUCAGAUAACGUAAAGAAAGAACAAACGACUGUUAAGUCCAAUAACGUUUUUCUCGUACGAUACAAAUGUCAAUUUUUGCAGUGCAGUAAGAAGUUUAUGUUCGCUAAAGACUACGACGAACACCUUCGACGGGAUCACCCGGGAGUUGUAAGUGCUCCAAUACUUCUGCAGUGCAAACACAUAGAUUGCACGGUAACAUUUGAUGAUACGUACAAAUUGCAUGUUCAUCACAAAAAACAUAAGAUGUCACCAAGUAGAAAAGUAUCCCUAACGUGUUCAGCUUGUCAGAUUAAGUUCAGUUCCAAAGCAGCGUUACGGCGACACGCGAAGGAACACCCAAAAGAUACUCUGGUAAAAAGCAUCAAACAAAACUUCAAGCGCAAGUGUCAGUUCUGCGACGAGAUUCUGGAUCCGAAGAUCAACGUGUACAAUAUUCACUGUUUGGAGAAACACGGUCAUGCUCCGUACAAUUGCUUCAUAUGUGGAAAAGAAUAUUUUUUACUAACACACCUCAGCGAACACGUUAAAGCCGGUCACAAUGUAGAGUCGGUGCAAAAUUUCAUCUCGCAAUCACUGUGGAGAUCGUUCUCGAUCGACGACGACGAUGUCAUGGUGAAUGAAUGUCGCAUGUGUUUCCGACUGUUUGCUUCUCCCAAAGCUGAACUGCAGCACCAGGAGAACCAUCUGAAGGAACUGUCCAUAACCUGUGCAAUCUGCGGUGGGAAGCACUACGAAAGUCAAUGCAGUGAACCGCGGCCAAAAUUUACGUCGGUCUACGAAAAAGUCCAAUGCGGCCAAUGUCAGCGGUGGAUGUCGAAGAAGAACAUUAAGGAGCACAUGGCAACGCACACUAGUGAACGCAACUACCCUUGUACGGUUUGUAAGAAAACGUUCAAGGUGCAAAGGACCGCUCACCGGCAUAUACAGAAUCAUAUAAAUGCGGACAACAGGCUGCGCAAGUGCUACGACUGCGAGGAAGAGUACAUCGAUGAGGACUUUCUCGAGCAGCAUUACAAACAAGCCCACCCGGAUAAACAACCUUUCAAUUGUCUGAUCUGUAGGCAGGGUUUCUAUCGGAAAGCUCUUCUGGGUGAUCAUUCCCACACGCACUCGGAUGAGGAGAGGCGGAGAGUUUCGGUGAAGAACCCGGUUGAACACUACCAGAUUGGCAAUGCCAGGGUGUACGAGUGUACCCUCUGCCGGCGGAGCUUUUCGGCCAAACGGACGACGGUGGCCCAUUUUAUCGUGCACACAGAUCGUCCGUUUGUGUGCGAGCACUGCAAGAUGUCUUUUCGGGUUAAAACGGCUUUGGAGGAUCAUUUGCUUGAUGUGCAUAAAGUUAAGGUAGAAUAAACUAUUGUUGGUU
Molecule: messenger RNA, 2071 nt
Organism: Ochlerotatus camptorhynchus
Lineage: Eukaryota; Metazoa; Arthropoda; Insecta; Diptera; Culicidae
Product: RB-associated KRAB zinc finger protein-like
Exons: 2
Coding region: 79-2058 (659 amino acids)
Source: RefSeq, a predicted model, not a curated record